ACAGUGUAUAACCGCGUUCUUCGCAAGCCACACACGUUUUCUGUCAACAUGGAGCAGUUUGUUACUAAUGUGAAAUGUCUGGUGGAGAAUCUACAGCACAGAGAGCAGGCAGAUUACGAGGGCGUUAUAGACAAGCUGUUUAAUGAAGUCUCUGUACUCGACCAGCUCCCCAAACCUCUGGAUUCACAGCUUGAGGAGUGUGCCAUCCAGCUGUGGAACUGGGCAGUUACAAAGCGUGUUGGCACGGCAAUUAAUGAAACCCAGAAAGCGAAAGUUCGCCAUGUUGCCUGCAGUUUGCUGUACUGCAGUGCGCCUGAUGAUCCACCAGAGAGCAUCGUCCGCAAGCACAUCUUGAUGGCUAGCAAGACAGGCAGAACAUGGCUGGAUUGUAAAGAUCCCCACUUGGCAAAUCCAUUCUUGGCAUUAGCUGUCAAGAGCCUCGAAAUCCUCUAUAGCCAACUGGGGUCUCGGGGUGAUGGAGACAUUGACCUUAAUGUCGCUAAAGGGGAAGUGGAGAAGGAUCUGCUCCGAGUCCUCUCUUACCAGGCAGAGUCGGCCGUAUGUCUGGGGAGUCACCAGGAGGCUGUGGUCUAUAUGCAGCGCUGUAAAGACAUGCUGGCCCGGCUCCCCAGGGAGACCGGCUACCUCUCGCUCAUGUGCUAUAACUUUGGAGUAGAUUCGUACAAUCUGAAAAUGUUCGAGGAGAGUUCCUUUUGGUUAAGCCAAAGCUACGACAUCGGGAAGACGAAUAGAAAAUACUGUCCUGGACCCGAAGUCCAAGCCAGAGUAUUAAGACUCCUGGCAACGGUUUAUUUGGAGUGGGAUUGUCAGCAGUUUCAAGAGAAAGCCCUCAAUGCUGUGAGCCUGGCCAACAAGGUAUGCAUGAGCACCUCUGGACUCAACCUGAAGAUCAGGAUCCUCCUGCGUUCGGGGGCCUUGGAUAAGGCUGUCACAGCAGGGGUGAAUGAGCUGCUGGAGACUGAUGCUCCUCUGGAAGUCAGUCUCAGCACAGUAAAACUUCUCAUGUCGGCGGACCGAGAGACUUUGGCAUUUGACUAUCUGAAAUGCGUGUGUCAGCACUUCGAGGCCUCUCCCGAGCUGAGUGCUGCUUCGGUCCUGCACAUUGAACUGCUGUUACAGAGAGGCAAAGAGCUGCUGGGCAAACAGAAAAUAGAGGACAUCAUCACCGGUCAUUACACAGGAAAACCACUGACUCCCCAGUCUCUUGUUAGCCUACACUUGCUGCUGUGGGACAAGGCCUCCAAACACUAUGAGGCAAAGAACUAUAUGGAAGCUCUGCAGUGGUACAACUACUCGCUGAGUUUCUACAAGGCAGGUCAGAUGGAGCCCAACCUGGCCAAGCUGCAGAGAAACCGAGCCUCCUGCCAUCUCCUGCUGAAGCAGCUGGAAAAGGCAAAAGAGGCAAUCAGGGAGGCAGAGAGAUGCGACCCUGACAGCAUCUUCACUCAGUUCAGUGUUUACAAAAUUGCCAUCCAGGAGAAAAAUAUCGAGAAAGCUGCGGAAGCAUUGACAGCCAUGGGACGUCUAGCCAAAAGCCCUGUGAGCAACGAGGACAGGCUGCUGGUGUGUGAGAACGCUGCCUCCAGUCUUCUCAGUCUGGCCUCACAGAUAGCUCUGGAGAACGAGGAGCAGGACACAGCCAUGAAAGCGUUGGAAAUUCUGUGUGAGAACUCCAGCGACGACGCUCACGUUCUGACUGCUCUCAGGUGUUUGCUUCGACUUGUGCUCUCCACAAUGGAAGUGGCAAGCGAUGAAGAGAGAAAUGUACGCCUGGGGGUCCUACUAUCCUAUUUACAAAUGGCCCUUCAGAAAGUUUCCCAGUGCAACACUGGGCCUGAAGCUGCUGAACAACGCAUCGAGGAUGCAAACUGGUUCAGGAAGAUCGCUUGGAACUCUGCCCUUCAAUGCGAAGACAGCCCUGGCCGGAUGAAGGAUUUCUUUCUGCUGUCCUACCAGCUGUCCCAGCUGUGCCCCUCCAGCAGAGCCCUCCUCAUGGGCCAGAGGACGUGUCUCCUGAUGGCUGCCGCGGCUUCUCUGGAGCUCUGCAGGAAGUCACCUCACUCUGUCCAGACUGAGGAGCUGAUAAAUGCCUUGGAGAAUAUUCAGAUCUGCACUGAGGUCUGGAAGACUCUGAGAGCUUCAGGAAACUUCCCCAACGACCAGACAGACACGCUACUGCUGUUGUAUGAGUUUGAGGCCCGGGCCAAGUUGAACGACCCGAAGGUUGAAACCAUACUGGAAUCCAUCCUAGAGCUAGAUGAUGUGGACACCAAAGUACUAGAGACUAUUGCAGCGUUGUCCAUGGAGCCCCCAGCCCACUACCCCUCGCUGUGUAAGAAGGCGUUGAGGAUCGCUCUUUCUCUGCACAAGAAACGGUCCGACGGUGACAUGGCCCGCUGCAGACAGUGUGUCCACAGCCUGAUCCAGCUGUCCCUCCCCAGCGGCGUGUUGGAGGUGGAGGAGCGUGUGCUGGAGGAAGUGUGGCUCUACUACGAGGAGGCUCUGUCAAUCAUCGCAGCUGCACCAGAGGACUUCCCAGAGAUGGAGAGCCUGUGGCUGCUGACCCGUGCCUGGAACACAGGGAUCCUGCUGUACAGCUUGGCCCAGUACCCGGAGGCAGAGAAGUGGUGUGGCCUGGGCAUCAGCUUCAUCCGCCACCUGGGCUCCCUGCAGGAGAGCUACCAGACCCAGAUGUCGCCCCUCUACAGCGAGGUACUGGACAGGUUGGACCGAGCCAAGAAGAACCUCGACAUGGAAGAAUGACCAGGCUGGGAGGAGGACCUCUUCACCUUGGAUGAGUGUUUUACACUUUUUCUCAAGGUGACCUCUGCCCUGUGACUCGCUCCCAAGCCAAGUUAUUGUUGGACGUUCACUUUUAUUAUAUCCAAAACGGUUCCUCCCAGAUAUUCCACUUUCAUGUAUGGGAACUUUUAAAUAAAACAUUCAGUUGGUAAGUAAAAAAA
Molecule: messenger RNA, 2984 nt
Organism: Gadus morhua (Atlantic cod)
Lineage: Eukaryota; Metazoa; Chordata; Actinopteri; Gadiformes; Gadidae
Gene: tex11
Product: testis expressed 11
Exons: 29
Coding region: 49-2784 (911 amino acids)
Biological process (GO): meiotic cell cycle
Molecular function (GO): protein binding
Source: RefSeq, a predicted model, not a curated record